This is a messenger RNA of Radiomyces spectabilis, 489 nucleotides long. RefSeq lists its product as uncharacterized. Lineage: Eukaryota; Fungi; Mucoromycota; Mucoromycetes; Mucorales; Radiomycetaceae. The transcript is spliced from 2 exons. The coding region runs from base 1 to 489 and encodes 162 amino acids. The record is from RefSeq and is a predicted model, not a curated record.
AUGACAGAAGGAGCAAUCCCUCAUUUCGCUUGCCCAUCUUGUUCGAGUCUGGCUCCCGAUUUCGAGUGGCUGAAGGACCACAUUCCAUCGCACGAAUUUCAGCAGAAUAAUGACGGAUGCGAACAAACAAACAAAUGUUACGAUGGUCUUGGAUACGAUCUUCAUGGUCGUAUUCGUCUCGUUAUGGAAGCCUCAAGCAACAAUGUCACGGAAGACAACAUUGAGCACACCCAGGAAGAUACUGUCAAGACGCUCCAUGCGUCAAUCGAGAUCCUGAACUCGUUCAUCCGUCGUUAUGCCGCUGCGUCCUUCUCGAGCCUUUGCUCUGUCGUGUCAUUAUCUGUCCAGUGCCUUUGUACGACCAUCACCCUCUCAAUCACCACCAUGGACUGCGAUAACAUUGGUGCGUAUAUCUUUAUAGAAGUACGGUCGGCCGAUAUCCACUUUCAUUCCAAACUCGCUCAUCAUGGACGGGAGUGUUCGAACUGA